AUGUCACAACGUCUACUUGACAAUACGAAAUGGUUUUGGUGCCUAUUAGCCUUACAAGCUGGUUGGACAUGGGGACAGGCACAAUCAGGUACAAGAACCCCCCCUUCGGGAAAUCCAUCAACAGUUGAAGCACAGGCAAAGUUUUUCCAGGAUUUUUUCUCAGUACAGUUGAGUCCGUACAAGAUGGAAUUCGGCCACGUCUGUGAGGACCCUGAUACUUGGGAGCAACGCUAUGAGAAGAAAGACUUUAAAAACCACAGGGACAUGGGAAAAGUACGAUGGGGCGAUAAAAAAGGUGGGUACGGUGAACAUUACUGGGACUUAAACCAUGCUGGUCAUUCUGGUGAUAAUGGAAAUGACGGAUAUGACAGCCAUGAUAGUCCCUACCAUGACUCAAGUAACAGUGACCCUUAUGAUGAACCAAGUGAGAACUCGCCUCAAUACGGACCUGAUGAUUACGAUUCGGAGAAAUCAAGUUAUGAAGAAAGCGGGCGAGCUAAAAGAGCACAUCCAAAAAUAAAAGUAGAUAGAAAACAUCACAAAGAGUCUGAAACGUAUGAAGAGACGUCGAAACCAUCGAAACAGAAACGUAAGAAUAAAGAAGAAUUGCAAGCUGCUGCAAUAGAAUCUGAGGAAGAAUACUCAGAAGAUACUGAAGAAGAAGAAGAAGAAACGGAUGAUACUUAUGAAAAACCUAAGCGUCAUCAUCGUAGAAAGCAUGAUGAAAAUCAACAUCAAACAAAUCACAAACAACCAAAGGAGAAAAAGCAAUUCGUUUUAGUCGUAAGUCAGAAGGAUGAUUCUGAAAAACAGAAACAACAUUUGGAGCAACCUCAAUAUUCAAGUAAACAAUCUGAACCAUCUCAAUAUGUACCAAAGAAACAAUCAGAUAUAUCUCAAUACGCUCCUCAGUACCAACCCGAACAUCCACAAUAUGUGCCUUACGAAAAUGGAGCUGGAAUAAGGCAGUACCAACAGCCAGAAAUUAGCGCAGCCGCGACAGUUCCUAGGUUGUUCCUGGAACCUUCAACGGGGCAUGUGGUUGACAGAGCAACUGGACAAGCUUACGUUUUACAACCCAUUUUAGCACCUAAAAAAUAUAAUUAA
Molecule: messenger RNA, 1107 nt
Organism: Arctia plantaginis
Lineage: Eukaryota; Metazoa; Arthropoda; Insecta; Lepidoptera; Erebidae
Source: the annotation of a GenBank genome assembly